CACGCUACCUACUCUACCUGCAGACAUGUCACUGUCCAUUCCACUACUUGUGCUGAGCAACCCUCUUCUUGUAUGGUGUGCAGCAGUUGGCUUAUACCAGCAAGAUGAUGCCUCAUCGUUGGAGCUCAACUUUCAAUCUCUGGACUACAGAAACACCAUAAACUGGAAAAUGCAACCCAGCACCUUAGACACAGUUCUCUUCUCUGUGCAGUAUAAAAUAUAUGGUGACAAGCAGUGGACAGAUGCGCAACAUUGUCAGAAUAUCAGCCAGCACCAUUGUGACCUCAGCAAAGAGACAUCAGACCCAAGGGAGUGGUACUACGCCAGAGUCCAAGUGUCCAGCAACGGUGUCCUAUCAGAAUGGACCCUGAGUCCCAGAUUCCACCCUCAGUGGGAAUCAUUGUUUAGCCCACCAACAUUGAAGCUGAAUGUGACGGAGCAAAGCAUUGUGGUCCGUGUCCGAGCCCCUCGCACCGCUCACAGGAGGGCGAAUGGAGGACUCGUCCCAAUAACCAAAUACGAGAGGCUCCUCUUCAGGAUACACCUCACCCAUGACAAUGGAGAGCAGGAGCAGCAUGAAAUGGAUGGCUAUACCAAAGAGCUAAGGAUCAUAGACCUGAAGCCCAAAACGACUUACUGCCUCCAGGCUGAGACGCUGGUCCCCCGCAGGGGGCAAGUCAGUCACAGGGGGCCUACGACCUGUGUCACCACGCCAUAGGCAGCAAGGGCCCAUGGGAGAAAAUGGUGCUGGAUUGCCAACUGAACACCUGUGUGCCCCUCAUCUGUUGCACUCAGGGAGAACAUGCCACUGGAUUACCGACUCAACACCUGCACAACUUUGCACCCUCAUCCGUUAGACUUGACUUGAAAAGCUUCCUGACCUCAAUGUACUUUGUACAUAUACAUUAUAUGAUGUUUGUCAAAUGUUUUAGUUUUUUUAAUACUUACUGUUGCGGUGGCUACCUAGGCCACCGAGGAGCACAGGGAGGGAGCGACGCUG
Molecule: messenger RNA, 1000 nt
Organism: Sardina pilchardus (European sardine)
Lineage: Eukaryota; Metazoa; Chordata; Actinopteri; Clupeiformes; Clupeidae
Gene: il22ra2
Product: interleukin 22 receptor, alpha 2
Exons: 6
Coding region: 26-718 (230 amino acids)
Biological process (GO): cytokine-mediated signaling pathway
Cellular component (GO): plasma membrane
Molecular function (GO): cytokine receptor activity; protein binding
Source: RefSeq, a predicted model, not a curated record